CUCCCACUUGAUGAAAAUUCAACUUGUUUUCAGCAAAGGGGGGGUUGGUGUUGUGUGGAACGACGGAGAUGAUGAUGAAGAAGAAAGAACACCACCCUAAUCUCAUCGCAUUCAGAAACCAUCUCUUCCUUCUUCACUAACACAUCUUCCAAAAACCCUACGGUUAUAUUUAACUUUCGUCGUAUUCGUAUCCAGUUCCCUCUUUCCCAUUUCUUCUUCUAUCUGUUACAAGUUAUUUCAAGGAAACGCACAUGGAUGUUGUAGCAAUUGAAGCCUCGGUGUGGAACACUUCAUUAUAUAACACACUCCGCAAGCCUUCUCUUUUCAGAUUAUCAAGACGAAGGUGCCCUAAAAUCUUACAUUGUACAGCGGGAGCUACUAGAUUCAGCGAGAGGGUUAUUCUCCGAAACUUUGUUGAUUCGAGAUUUUCAAGAAAUACAAGUUAUAGUGUUGUUCGAGAGGACAGAGGAUUGAGAUCUGUUUGGAUUAAAAGUAGUAGUAGCGUGGACAACCAUUCUACAGCCCCAAGUGUGGAUUUUGAUUUUCUUCAAGUUUUGGUAAAGAGGGGAUUCGUUUUGGCGGCGGUGUGCUGUGGGGUUUUAGUGUUGGGAUGCAGAGGGGUUCUUGCUGCGGAAGGAGUCUUGAAUGGGGGAUUUGUGGGGUCCGGUUUAGAGCAGAUUAAGUUGUCACUGACCAACUCUCUGCCCAAGGUUUUGAUGGUUCUCAAGGUUUUGAAGGAACAAGGUCUAAUUUUGGCUGCUCUUUUUGGGCUCUCUGCGUUUUUCUCCAUGGCGGAGACUUCAAUUACUACUCUGUGGCCUUGGAAGGUUCGGGAGUUAGCUGAGAAAGAGUCUGAGAAUGGUGUGUUCAAAAUGCUCCGCAAUGAUGUUACUCGGUUCUUGACAACCAUACUUAUUGGCACAACCGUUGUCAAUAUUGGAGCAACCGCCCUUGUCACUGAAGCAGCAACCACAAUAUUUGGUGAAGCAGGUGUGAGUGCAGCCACAGGAGUAAUGACGGUUGCUGUUUUGCUACUCACUGAAAUAACUCCAAAAAGUAUAGCUGUUCAUAAUGCCACUGAGGUCGCAAGAUUUGUGGUCAGGCCGAUUGCAUGGCUUUCCUUAGUCUUAUAUCCUGUUGGAAGGGUCGUAACAUAUCUCUCAAUGGGAAUGCUCAAGUUGCUUGGUCUCAAAGGAAGAAGUGAACCGUAUGUGACUGAGGAUGAACUGAAGUUGAUGUUGCGAGGAGCUGAACUAAGUGGGGCCAUAGAAGAGGAAGAGCAGGAUAUGAUUGAAAAUGUUUUAGAAAUAAAAGACACAUACGUUCGAGAGGUUAUGACACCUUUGGUUGAUGUUGUCGCCAGUGAUUCCAGUGCAACACUUGUCGAUUUCCACACCUUGUGGUUAACUCAUCAGUAUUCAAGGGUACCAGUUUUUGAGCAACGUGUUGAUAAUAUAGUGGGCAUUGCAUAUGCUAUGGAUCUACUAGACUAUGUUCAAAAGGGAGAUCUACUAGAAAGUACGAGUGUGGGGGAUAUGGCUCAUAAACCUGCUUAUUUUGUGCCUGAUUCAAUGUCAGUGUGGAAUCUUCUUAGAGAAUUUCGAAUCAGGAAGGUGCAUAUGGCUGUUGUCUUGAAUGAAUACGGUGGAACAGUUGGGAUUGUAACUCUGGAAGAUGUGGUUGAAGAAAUUGUUGGUGAAAUUUUUGAUGAAAAUGAUUCAAAAGAGGAAAUAGAGAAAAAGACUGGAUAUAUUGUAAUGAGGGCCGAAGGAAUUUAUGAUGUGGAUGCAAAUACAUCCAUUGACCAGCUUUCUGAAGAUCUCAACAUAAAGAUGCCAGAGGGACAUCAGUAUGAAACGGUAUCAGGGUUUGUGUGUGAGGCAUUUGGAUAUAUCCCAAGAACAGGGGAAAGUAUAAAACUGGUACUUGACAAGGAAGAAGAGCAUGAUGAGUAUACUACCGAGGAUGAUCAAAAUCAAAAUCAAAAAGAAAAAGAAAAGAAGCAAGUAUUUCAAAUAGAGAUUUUGGCAGGAAAUGCAAGAAAGGUUGGUGCAGUGAGGUUUGAACGGGUAACAGCACAUGAGGAGGGGUCGGAUUCAUCAUCAUCAUUGUUGGAGUUGGAAAGAAGCAGCAGCACAAAGGAAAUGAAGAAGGUGGUUCCAAAAAUCAUGAAAAGGAAAUUCGGGGGUGAUGUCAGUGAUGAUGAAACUUGUAGGAGUGAGGAGGAGGAGGAGGAUGUAAUCCCACAUCAACUCAAACAAGGCGAAUGAAAACUGAAAAUUGAAAACCCUUUUUUCUUUUCUUCAAUUGCAAUAUUUUAUAUUCAUGAAUGAAUGAGGGUAGGCUAAGUAAAACUUGUAGAUUUAGAGGCCGGAGGGACUACUACUAGGGAGGAAGAGAGAAAUUUGGUCUGAUGAAAGUAAUAAAUUACCUCCAAUUGGAAUUGAAAAAUAAGGAACAAAAGAAAGAAACAUUUGAUUUUUUUAUUCUCCAAAAAGUACAACUGUCAAUAUGCC
This is a messenger RNA of Lactuca saligna, 2516 nucleotides long. The record is from the annotation of a GenBank genome assembly. Lineage: Eukaryota; Viridiplantae; Streptophyta; Magnoliopsida; Asterales; Asteraceae.